AUGAAAGCUUCAGUGAGUAAAUGCGAUGAAUUCCUGCAGCCUCUGACGCCGUGUUUCUGUGUUUCCCAACCAGUGAUUCGAGCAAAGGUGGUGGGAGAGAGAGAAGUGGAUUCUGGGAACGACAUCUAUGGGAACCCCAUCAAGAGGAUCCAGUAUGAGGUCAAACAGAUCAAGAUGUUCAAGGGACCUACCCAGGACAUCGAAUCUGUCUUCACUGCUCCCGUGUCCGCCGUUUGCGGCGUCACCCUUGAUGCCACCGGCAAGAAGGAGUAUCUGAUCUCAGGCAAGGCCGAGGCCAGCGGCAGCAUGCAUGUGACUUUGUGUGAUUACAUCAUGCCCUGGGACUCCUUGAGCACCACCCAGAAGAAGAGCCUCAGCCAGCGCUACCAGAUGGGCUGUGACUGCAAGGUAAGGCAGCAGAGGGCCGCCUUCGCAUGUGCAGUUUAUCUCGUGGCGUGGAGAAAAAAAAGACAGCUAUUCACUUCUUCCACUACACAUCCAGACAUAGCAGAGCAAACAAGACGAGGCAUGAUUCAGGGGAAUAAACACAAGAGCAGUAAAUGUAACUUGAAUACUUGUUUUCUUUAUUAAUUGUUCUAGAGAUUA
Molecule: messenger RNA, 606 nt
Organism: Pundamilia nyererei
Lineage: Eukaryota; Metazoa; Chordata; Actinopteri; Cichliformes; Cichlidae
Gene: timp2a
Product: TIMP metallopeptidase inhibitor 2a
Exons: 3
Coding region: 1-591 (196 amino acids)
Biological process (GO): negative regulation of endopeptidase activity; response to hormone; negative regulation of membrane protein ectodomain proteolysis
Cellular component (GO): extracellular matrix
Molecular function (GO): protease binding; metalloendopeptidase inhibitor activity
Source: RefSeq, a predicted model, not a curated record